Apus apus (common swift) is the source of this 957-nucleotide messenger RNA. RefSeq lists its product as uncharacterized. Bases 274 to 957 code for a protein of 227 amino acids. The record is from RefSeq and is a predicted model, not a curated record. The transcript is spliced from 9 exons. NCBI's taxonomy places the organism in Eukaryota, Metazoa, Chordata, Aves, Apodiformes, Apodidae.
GCAUUCCCUUCUCUAACCUUCUCAAUUUCUCCUCAGGUCUUCAUACUGACAUGUAUCUACCUGCCGGCCUCACUGCUGAGCCUCCUGGGCAGUGGAUCAAUCCUUGCUGGCACCUCCUGGCAGGGACGAUGCUGCCACAUCCAGCUUCGCCCCCUUUUCCUCCUGGCCCUGGCAGAUCUCCUGGCUGCCACCGUGGUGCUGGGCACGGCCACCAUCCAGCUGCUGCCAGCCCAGCUCUUCAUCCCUGCCUACGCUGCUUGUCCCUACGGACGGAUGCUGGCCAUGACCUUCUACGCCGUCUCCUUCCUGAUGGUCGUUGUCUACGCCUACGAGUCCUGCCGCACCCUCCGUGGCUGGAGAGCCUGGCACGUGGCAGCUCUGCAGGAGAGGAGCAGGUGCCUGGAGAGCUUGUGGCAGGGGCUGCCCUACAUCCUGGCCUGGCUGGUGCCAGCUCUGACCUUCCUGGGGCAGCUGGUGGCCCGAGGCACCUCCCUCAGUGACAUUGCACCCCGACCCCUCGAGCCCCCCCUGCCCUGGAAAGGCAACAGCUCCAACGAGACCUACAGCCUCUACUGCUCCAGCUGCCUGCUCCUCAUCCACCCUGCCCAGGAUAUCUGCUACCAGUACGUCGGUAGGAAGGACGUGGGUCUGGAAGGGAAAAUCAUCUUCCUGCUCUACCUGCUGCUGGUGCUCAGCGGCUGCACGCUCCUGUACCAGCGGGUGAGGCGCUGGGGACGCGGGGACGCGGCGCCGCUGCUGAGCCUGGGGCAGGACGGGUUCGGGGGCAGGAGCAUCCGCGGGAUCCGCAGGGUCUCUCACCACUUCCAGCUGGUUUUCCUGCUCUGCUGGGCACCAGGCAAGUCGGGGCGGGAUGUCCCUGGGCCCGGCGGGCAGAAAGGAGCCAGCGCAGCUCCUGCUGCAGCCCCCAGGUCCCAGGAAGAGCUGUCAGGUGAAUGA